AUGUCGUGCGGGGUGCCAGAUAACGUGGCGGCUGCGACGGUAGUAUACAACACUACAGUCGCCACGUACACGUGCAUAUCAGGAUAUUCCAUGACAGGGAGCAAUCAGAUUUAUUGUUCCGGCAGCACUUGGACCGGAACAGCCCCAACAUGCACUUUUAUUCAACAAGCAGACGACAUUGACACCAAUGUCAAUGUUUAUGACUCCGACAUGCCGGACUGGCUGCUUGGUGUAUUGGCUGCACUGGCUUGUGUUUUCGCUCUAUUGCUGUUGACAUGUAUCAUCUGCUGUUGCAUGUACAUGUGUGGUUGUGUGACCGGACCUCUUGGUUCCAGUGCCGUACACCCUUUACAUAGCAAUAGGUCGACAUGCUGUUGUUGUAACCAACGGCGACGGAGGAGAAGGAGAGGUGACGAUUUCUAUGACAGCAGAUCUUCGAGUGUCGUGGACAUGCGCAAUGGACAUAGGAAUGACCAGGAAGUACGGAUAGCGGGUUUCAAUUACGGAAAGUCCAAGAAAGGAUAUCCCAAGACGACACAUGUAGCUGAGGCGAAUUCAACUCCAGAUAGCGGGAUGGAUUCAGCGCGUACUGCAGAGUCGCCUACUUUUGUCAACAACAACAGUCAGGCCACAACCAUACAGGAACUGAUCCUCAGGGACAAACGUAAUCAGCCGGCCAAGGAAGUGAAAAAGUGGAUGCCACAUUCCCAUAACAUCCGUAACAUCAACACGAGUACAAAAUAGUGGAAAAGUGACUGACGUAUUACCAAACCAACUUUAGUGCUAAAUAAUGAAACAGUGUGGAAGUAACAGACAUGUUACCGUAUCAAACUUUGUACUAAAUAAGGAAACAAUGUGAAAUUGAGAGACGUGUUAACUUGUCAACCUCAGUACAAAAUAUUAAAACGACGACAGAGUUGUUGCGUACCAACCUUAGUUCCAAAUAUUGAAACAGCGGCAAACGUGGUAGUGUAUCAACCUUAGUACCAAAUUGUAAAACAUUGACAGACGCACUACCACUUGAACCAAAUAAUGAAACAUUGAAAGUUAUAUCAUCACAUCAUCCUUAGUAUUAACUAGUGUAACAGAGAGACAAAUGUAUUUCCACACCAAAUAACCCAAGUAAAAUAUAGCGUGACAGACGCACUACCACAUCAAGUUAAUACAAAUGGUAAAACCGCUGUAUUUUCAAAUCAACUUUAGUGCCAAGUAGUUAAAUCGUGUCAAACGUAUUACUACAUUAACCUUAGUACUGAAUAGUGAAACCGUGGCAGAUGUAUCAAACCGUGACAGGAGUAUGAAAUCGUGACAGAAGCACUUUUGUAUUAAUGAAACUGCAACAUCAACUUUAAAUCAAUAUUUCAUGAUGGGAAAUUUACUCUUAAAGCUUUGUGUAAUAGUUAUAGUACCAAAUUCACCUAAUGCUUGGUACCGGGGAUGGAGUUGUUGAGUAAUAAGGAGUCGCAAUAUCAGUGCAGCUUCCACCAAAUUUGAAAGCUCAACCCAAAAAUGUGACAAAUAGUAAAUCAAUGAGCAAAUUAAUAAUAAUAAAAAAAAAUAUCAGUUUCGUCGACAAGACCAAUGUGUGUGCCAAAAAGUGAAACAAGUAUAUAUUCAUUACAAGGAUACUUUGGUGAAUCAGGGUAGACUGAAAACAUCCCCACAAGCGUUAGACAAUGCAACAUGGAGAGCAAACAUACAAUACUGUCAACAAAGCUUGCGAUUGUUAUCAUAAACGGUGAAACAGAGAAUGUCUAAUUGCAAUAUCGUGCACGUCAACACCAUCAAAUGAUAUUACUUUGGGAGAUUUUAUUGAUGAUCUGGUGAACUUGUUAUCAAACCUUCAACUUGUGAAUUAUUACGAAAAACAAGUUGUGUAUCCAGAGCUUUUGAUAGAUGUACUGUUUAGCACAUAAAAGAUGGAUUGCAACAAAAUACAUAGCAUUCUCUCAUAUCAUUCUCUCAAAUGUGAAAUGAAGGGAAAUCAUGGUGCAUUACUUACUCGGUUUUGUGAUUUCAUCGAAAGAAGAAAAUAUAUGAGAGAAAGCAUUUUCUAAAAUUACGAUUUAAUUUGAUUACAUACCAUCGAUAAAUUGUAUGACGAACAAUAUUUCGUUCAGUUUCCAACAUGUCGUGACAUUUAUCUUAGCUUGCUUCCAAACUUUGCUUGUCAGUUUACAAAUUAGGAUGUAGUCUUGAUUGCUUUGUUUCGUUACGAGAUAAUGUUGAUUAUAGUGAACAUGAAUGUGCCAAUAUCUUAUAUCAGAUGUGUAUUUAAUCAAAACAGAAAUCAAAUGUUUUGUCUAGAUACAUUCACGUCAUUGUAACAAAUACAGUGGCAAAAUCUCGGAUACCUUGGAUAGACUCAACGUCGGCAUUAAAGAACGUUGUAUAUUUAAAGAGAGACAGUAGUGUCUGUCAAAUACGUAUUGGCUGUAUUCUGUUAUUAUCGCCAAAAUAGGAUAAUUUGUCUAUUGGUCUUAACGCGAGUGUUUGCUAUGAUAGUACUGGUGUAGACUGGUAAUCA
This is a messenger RNA of Ylistrum balloti, 2527 nucleotides long. RefSeq lists its product as uncharacterized. The transcript has 5 exons. Bases 1 to 744 code for a protein of 247 amino acids. NCBI's taxonomy places the organism in Eukaryota, Metazoa, Mollusca, Bivalvia, Pectinida, Pectinidae. The record is from RefSeq and is a predicted model, not a curated record.